Molecule: messenger RNA, 441 nt
Organism: Nanorana parkeri
Lineage: Eukaryota; Metazoa; Chordata; Amphibia; Anura; Dicroglossidae
Product: protein S100-A1-like
Exons: 4
Coding region: 23-400 (125 amino acids)
Cellular component (GO): sarcoplasmic reticulum
Molecular function (GO): S100 protein binding; calcium ion binding
Source: RefSeq, a predicted model, not a curated record
GAGAAAUACACCGGGGGAAAAGAUGAAAAGGAGACCUGCGGCAGAGCAGACCAAAGGUGAGCAGUCAUCACCAGCUUCUACAGAGGAACGGCCACUGGAACCAGUCUGCCAUCCAAAGAUGUCACAACUGGAAAAGGCCAUGGAAACACUUAUUGAAGUCUUCCACACAUAUUCCGCCCGGGAAGGUGACAAGCACAAGUUGAGCAAGAAGGAACUGAAGGAUCUUCUACAGAACGAGCUUGCAGAGUAUCUUGAGGAGCAGAAAGACGCCACCUCCGUGGACAAGAUCCUGAAGGAACUGGACGAGAACGGAGAUGGAGAGGUGGACUUUCAGGAGUUUGUCAUCUUGGUGGCCUCUCUGACCGUGGCCUGCAACACCUUCUUCUGCGAGAGCAGCUGAGCCACUCCGACUGCUCAUUACACCGGCCCGGAGCCUCUUGU